CCCUCUCCCGAUCCCUCAAACCCCCUCCCUUACAAAUCUCUAACCCCCUCCCGAUUCUUGAUUAGGUUCCUUCCAAGAAGCGAGAGAGAGAGAGAGAGAGAGGCCACCCAGGCCCCCGAUCCCUCUUCUCCGACGUCGAUGGAGUUCGAUGGAGCUUCCUCCCUCUUCUCCGGCGUCGGCUUCAUGCCUUCUCAGGCCACCCAAGCCCCCGAUCCUUCUUCUCCGGCGUCGAUGGAGUUCGAUGGAGCUUCCUCCCUCUUCUCCGGCGUCGGCUUCAUGCCUUCUCAGGCCACCCAAGCCCCCGAUCCUUCUUCUCCGGCGUCGAUGGAGUUCGAUGGAGCUUCCUCCCUCUUCUCCGGCGUCGGCUUCAUGCCUUCUCAGGCCACCCAAGCCCCCGAUCCCUCUUCUCCGGCGUCGGCUUCAUGCCUUCUCAGGCCACCCAAGCCCCCGAUCCUUCUUCUCCGACGUCGAUGGAGUUCGAUGGAGCUUCCUCCCUCUUCUCCGGCGUCGGCUUCAUGCCUUCUCAGGCCACCCAAGCCCCCGAUCCCUCCUCCUUCUCCCCCGCCAAGGUACCCAUCGCCUCUCUCUCUCUCUCUGUAGGAAGUCGAAGUCGAAGUGGGAGAAGAAGCAGCAGCAGCAGCAGCAACAGGGCUCCGCUGCUGCCUCCGACCAGCCCCCGGCCAACCCGCCGCCCAAAGAGGGCGAAUGACCGUGCGAUUCCCCGUCAGAAAAGGAUGUUGCCCCGGUGACCUGGGCCGAUCUUGCCCUGACGCCGGCGGCCACCCAGACACGUCCUCCAUCCUCCGCCGAGAAGCAGGCGAAG
Messenger RNA from Phoenix dactylifera (date palm), 823 nucleotides. The record is from RefSeq and is a predicted model, not a curated record. NCBI's taxonomy places the organism in Eukaryota, Viridiplantae, Streptophyta, Magnoliopsida, Arecales, Arecaceae.